AUGUUGAGGCUAGCGGCGAACAAGUGUUUGGGCCGUGCAGCGGCGUCGCCGUCGUCGUCUCGCUCUGUGGCUACCCGAUUCUAUCACGAGUACGUGAUAGACCACUUCAACAACCCUCGCAACGUCGGUUCCUUCGACAAGAACGACCCCGCCGUCGGCACCGGGCUGGUCGGGGCGCCGGCCUACGGCGACGUGAUGAAGCUGCAGAUUAGGGUCGAUGAGAAGACGGGGGAGAUCGUGGAUGCUCGAUUCAAGACCUUCGGCUGUGGCUCCGCAAUCGCGUCGUCUUCUGUAGCCUCUUUAGUCGUCCUCUUGUCGCCUUUCCGACACCGUUUUCCUCUUCGAAAAAAAGCAGUCGUCUGCCUCCUGAGGCUGCUUAAAUGA
This is a messenger RNA of Linum tenue, 384 nucleotides long. Lineage: Eukaryota; Viridiplantae; Streptophyta; Magnoliopsida; Malpighiales; Linaceae. The record is from the annotation of a GenBank genome assembly.